This is a messenger RNA of Trifolium pratense (red clover), 3184 nucleotides long. Its product is annotated as pentatricopeptide repeat-containing protein At3g29230. The record is from RefSeq and is a predicted model, not a curated record. Gene Ontology annotation, molecular function: protein binding; RNA binding. Lineage: Eukaryota; Viridiplantae; Streptophyta; Magnoliopsida; Fabales; Fabaceae. Bases 173 to 1981 code for a protein of 602 amino acids. The transcript has 3 exons. Gene Ontology annotation, biological process: RNA modification.
GAAGCUUCAAAAAAGAUAAUAAUCGAGUUAGUAUUUUUCCCUCAAAGAAAGCUUCCUUCCUCUCUCUCUCAACCCUUGUCUUGUCCACAAAAUCAAAAUUUCCAAAACCCUAUUUGAAAUCAAACUCAAUCCAAUCCUAUGAAAUGUUGUGUCUAAAACCAAACAUAUACGAAUGACGCAAGUUUCAUCAGGAGUUCGAGCUUUCACAUGGUUUUCUCUAAGAAGACACUUAGAAGAUAACAUCAUCGACCUUCACAAAUGCAAAAACCUCAAUUUCAUCAAACAAAUUCAUGCCCAACUCAUCAAAUGUCAUCUUCAUCAAGACCUUUACAUUGCUCCAAAACUCAUAGCUUCUUAUUCACUCACCAAUCACAUGAAUUCUGCUGUUAAUGUCUUUAACCAAGUUCCUGAACCAAAUGUUCAUCUUUAUAAUUAUCUUAUUAGAGCAUAUUCUCUCACAAACAAUGAAUCAAACAGUUACCUUGCAUUUGCCACUUUUUUGAAGAUGCAGAUGGAAGACGUUUUGCCUGAUAAUUUUACUUACCCUUUUCUUCUUAAAGGUUGUAAUGGUCGUUCUUGGUUGAAUUUGGUGAAAAUGGUACAUGCCCAUGUUGAAAAAUUGGGUUUUUAUGGUGAUAUAUUUGUGCCCAAUUCUUUGAUUGAUUGUUACUGUAGGUGUGGGGAUGCUGACAUGGCGAUGAAGUUGUUUUGGGCGAUGGAUGGAAGGGAUGUUGUGAGUUGGAAUACUAUGAUUGGUGGGUUGGUUAAAUGUGGUGAUUUUGAUGGUGCUUUGAAAUUGUUUGAUGAAAUACCUGUGAGAGAUAGGGUUAGUUGGAAUACGAUGUUGGAUGCGUUUGCGAAGGCGGGUGAAAUGGAUAAGGCUUUUGAACUGUUUCAGAGAAUGGGUGAGAGGGAUGUUGUUUCUUGGUCUACUAUGGUUUUUGGUUAUAGUAAAAGUGGUGAUAUGGAUAUGGCGAGGAUAUUGUUUGAUAGGUGUCCUAUGAAGAAUUUGGUGUUGUGGACGACGAUAAUAUCUGGGUAUGCUGAGAAGGGGCAGGUGAAGAAGGCAACAGAGUUGUAUGAUGAAAUGGAGGAGGCUGGUUUGAGGCCUGAUGAUGGGUUUUUGAUAAGUAUUUUGGCUGCGUGUGCCGAGUCUGGAAUGCUUGGCUUGGGCAAGAAAAUUCACGAUUCGGUUCUGAGGCGUAGGUUAAGAUGUAGCACAGAGGUGUUGAAUGCCUUCAUUGGUAUGUAUGUAAAGUGUGGAUGUAUAGAUGCUGCCUUUGAAGUCUUUAACGGAAUGAAGGCAAAUAAAGAUUUGGUGUCUUGGAAUUCCAUGAUACAUGGGUUUGGCAUACACGGACAUGGUGAGAAAGCGAUCGAGCUUUUCACUAGGAUGUUACGUGAAGGUUUUGAGCCUGAUAGAUACACGUUUAUUGGCCUUUUAGGUGCUUGCACACAUGCAGGCCUUGUUAACGAAGGUCGCAAUUACUUUUAUUCCAUGGAGAGAGUAUACGGGAUUGUUCCUCAAAUCUCACAUUACGGUUCCAUGAUUGACCUUCUCAGCCGUGGGGGGCAUCUAAAAGAAGCUUUUAGGCUUGUGCGCAGCAUGCCGGUUGAACCAAAUGUCAUUAUAUUCGGCACUCUUUUGGGCGCUUGUCGGAUGCAUAAUGAUCUAGAACUCGCAAGAGCUGUGUGCGAAUACCUGCUUAAAUCGGUGCCGUUAGAUCCUGGGAAUUUCUCGCUUCUGUCAAAUAUUUAUGCUAGAGCUGGUUGUUGGAUUGAUGUUGCUAAUAUGAGGUCGCAGAUGAAGAUUAAAGGAGGUCAAAAGCCUCCUGGGGUUAGUUCCAUAGAGGUAGAAGAAGAAGUACAUGAAUUUACUGCAUAUGAUCAGUCACACCCUAAAUCAGGUGAUAUAUAUAGUAUGAUUGAUAGAUUGGUACUGGACCUAAGGCAAAUUGGAUAUGCUCCUGGGAUAUCUUAGAUGAAUAUGAUUUGAUUGCAUCACUGUUCAUAGCUGAAGUGAUACUUAUAGUUCAAGAAAUGAAUGAAUACCAUAAUUUAGUUAUGUGCAACGCUGGUUUACAAAAUCUAAAGAAAUAGUUGUAUUCAUCACUAUCACUGGUUUGGCAAAACAAAUGUAUCCAGGGACCAUGGUGGAAUACCAGAUCGUAUGCUAAUUGCUAACAGUGCAAGCAUCCUGCAUUCUGCUAAUGCUGGCAGGAGCAAAUUUGUAAAGCCAAAGAAAGGGAAUAUUUUGCAAAGAGAAAAUGCUCAGAGAUACAGAUACUAGAUGUGAAGAUUCAAAUUUCAAACUCAAGAGACGACACUUGCAUCCUUCUCAUGCCUCCCUGAGCUCAGAAACAUCCCUCCACACUCCUAUUUCAAACGGAUAUAAAUGGACUCCUCAAGGGCGGGCUACUUAAUUAAGGCACUUUAGUGCAAGCACACCAACCAGAAAGACCAGAGCUGUUGGAUGUUACUCAGUGUUGUUCAAAAGCUCUGCGUCGAACUUCAGCCCCUUCAAGUUGGCGACGGGGCAACAGCCUCUGACGCCCCACACCAUUGCGGCAGGAGGAGGCUUGCCCAUCAGCCUACUUUGUUUGCUAUAUUAUAGGGUACAAUUAUUCAAUUUUAAAAAUGGUUUUUCUACUUAUGAUUGAGAAUAUAUUUUAUAUACCCUUAACGUGGUCUCUCCAGCUCCACAUGUUGCCGACAUCCCAUUUUGUCAUUCUCAUUUUACACUAUUUUCCUCAAUUUCUAAAUUUCGGAUAAAAAGUGAGUCUUUACAGGUUCCUGAACAAAAAACUAAUUUUGGAUAACUGGAAAUUUGAUUAUCACUACAAAAUUUGAGUUCUUAAAACUCAUUGUGAUUUUCUUCAAUUAUAGCAAACUUAGUUAAAAUAAAUAAAAAAUAAAUGAGUUUAUUUUAAAGUUAGUAAGGUCAACAUAGUAUUUUUGCAAUGUUUAUAAGGUAGAAGACUAAGUGUAACAAAAAAAGUUUAAUUUGUAUACAUUAUAUAAUUUUUUUACAUUAUUAACAAAUUACAGCAAAUCAAUAAAAGUCAAUUUUUUUUAAUAUAAAUUAAAUAUUUUUUUUUGAAGAAAAAUAAAUUAAAUAUACAAAGAACUUUUCAGCAAAAAAAUAGCAAGUGAUAUAGAAUUUGACACUUCAUCUAAAAAGUUC